Messenger RNA from Phaedon cochleariae (mustard beetle), 2030 nucleotides. Lineage: Eukaryota; Metazoa; Arthropoda; Insecta; Coleoptera; Chrysomelidae. The record is from the annotation of a GenBank genome assembly.
AUGGCUAAAGUGAAACGAAUAUGCAACAGUUGAUUUCAAGUUACAAACAUGAAAAUGUGCACUGUGAUCGUGUGAAAAAAUUGUUUUUUUGUGUGUGGGUUUUGUUAGUUUGUGUAGAUAUAACUGGAAUUAAUGGAUAUUCGAUCGAAACUGAAUAUGAUUCUAUGAUUAAUAUCACGAGGAAUAAGAGACAAUCAGAAUGUAUUGAUGGGUUCAAAUGUACUACUAGUGGGGAAUGUAUAGGCAGAUUUGACAGAUGCGAUGGCAGACAGCAUUGUAAAGAUGGAAGUGAUGAACUCGAUGACUGUAAAACAGCUAUUACUUGUCCUGGUUUCUUGUUCGUCUGUGAUUAUGGAGCCUGCAUAGAUAGUUUCAGAGAAUGUGACGGCAAAAAAGAUUGUCAUGAUAAUUCUGAUGAGCACCACUGUAAAAUUAGUACCGAUGAAGCAUCAAAAGUACAAAGUAACUGCAAAUCCGAUCAGUUCCAUUGCCUGUCCGGCAAUCAAUGUAUAUCGCUCGACGACCAAUGUGAUGGAGUCCCGAACUGCGACGACGGAUCCGACGAAACCGAAGCUACCUGUCGAAACAAGUUCUGCCCAGGGUUCACAUACGUAUGCGAUUACGGCGCAUGCGUGAACGGGUUCGCCAAAUGCAACGGCGUCAAAGAUUGUGCCGAUAAUUCGGACGAACGAGAUUGCACGCCUCCCACGCCCAAGCCUACGAAGCCUACGAAGCCUACCAAGCCUACGAAGGCUCCCGUUACCCAAUCGCCUGUUGGGGGUUGCACGUUACCGGAACAGCCUUAUAGAGGCAAAUGGCAGAUCGCAGGCAGCGAUUCUGGGCAGGUACCGGGAAUGAAAGUGGCAGUCAACACCUUUUUGACCUUCACCUGCGAAAAGGGUUACAAGUUGUCCAAAGAAAGCAAUCUGAUGGCCUGCCUCGACAAUGGCUGGACAGGAGAACCACCGACUUGCUUGUUACUUUGUCCUACCUUGUAUGACACACCCACCACCAAAGUCCACUGCUACAAGGAUAACGUGAUCGAAAUCAAGUGCGAUCAAGCUACAGGCGGCGAUUCCGCCACUUUUGAAUGUGCCACGUAUUACGAGUCGUACGACCACAAUAACGCCACCCGGUAUUGCUUGUACAACGGGAUGUGGAAUUAUCCUGCGCCGCACUGUAUACCAGUGUGUGGAGAGGAGAGGGUGUCUAACGAACCUUUGAUAGUGAACGGACAAACUGUCGUUAGAGGAAACUACCCUUGGGUCACAGCAAUUUUUCAAUUUAUCAACGGUUCUUUUAUUAAUGUAUGCGGAGGUUCCAUGCUGUCACAGAAGGUCGUACUAACAGCUGCCCAUUGUGUAACUGAUCAAAACGGAAAAGCCAUAUCUCCUUCCCUUGUAAACGUGGGAGUGGGAAAAUUCUAUAAUUACUAUAAAGAUGAGCGGGAUUCUCAGGCUCAAUACUCAGAUGUAGAGAAAAUGUUGGUGCACAAGAAUUUCAAGAGCGAUGCUCAACAUUAUGCGUCUGAUAUAGCCUUCUUGAUCACCAAAGACAUUUUGUUGUUAUCAAGAGUAGCUCAACCUGUAUGCUACAGCAAUCUGAAGCAUAUCCCCCUCAACAUUGGCUCAGAAGGAAUAGUAACAGGUUGGGGAUAUACUUUGGCUGGCGGAAGUCCUUCUGAGGAGUUGAAAGAAAUGAUCGUUCCAUUUAAAGAUGACGCCACUUGCAAUGAAGAACUUCCCCACGAUUUUGCACGCAAAUAUUUGACUUACGACAAAUUUUGCGCAGGACUUAAAAAUGAAAGUGUAUCCGUGUGCAAGGGUGAUAGCGGGGGUGGAUUGGUUUUCCGUAAUUAUCGAGACGAACGUUACUACGUCCACGGCAUUGUCAGCGUAACCAGUAAGACUGAAGAGGGAUGCAACAUUCAACUGAGCGCCCUGUAUACGAGGGUGGCCUCGCAUUACGAAUGGCUCGAACAGGUCGUGUCACGAUAUUCGGUUGCCGUUACCGAUUUCAAUAUACGAUGA